Penaeus monodon (black tiger shrimp) is the source of this 1791-nucleotide messenger RNA. RefSeq lists its product as uncharacterized. The transcript has 7 exons. The record is from RefSeq and is a predicted model, not a curated record. The coding region runs from base 152 to 1225 and encodes 357 amino acids. NCBI's taxonomy places the organism in Eukaryota, Metazoa, Arthropoda, Malacostraca, Decapoda, Penaeidae.
UUCCAGCCACACUCAAGCGUACGCACACACGAACACACGCACACACACAUACGUACACACGCACUCACCUUCGCCGAAACGGCCGCCCUCACUCGCGACGCAGGACACGCGGCGAGAAGGUGCUCGGAUCGGCGGUGCGGCUCGACGCGAAAUGAAGACUGUGACGUCACACCCCCUCCCCCUGCUGGUCCUCCUGCUGGCGUGGGCGGCGACCAGGGCGGAGGACGCGGCGGCGAAGGAGGAGGCGGAGGCGCUGCCGAACCCCGAGGGCUGGAGGGCGCCCCAGCGGCUCCCUCCCCCCGGCAGGUCGCGCUUCGGGAGCGGCCCUUCCUACGACCUCGAGAAAGCCUUCGACUCCAUGAGCAACAACAGGGCGGCCAACCGCAAUGGAUACAGCGGCAGCAGCAGCAGCAGUUCCGGCAGCGGCAGUUACAGCAAGAAUCGAGGAAGCAGCGGGGGUUACAGCGGCAGCAGCGGGGGUUACAGCGGUAGCAACGGGGGUUACAGCAGCGGCAGCAGCAGCGGGGGUUACAGUAGCAACGAGAGAUACAGUGAUGACCUCUAUCGCGAUGCUGGGUAUCCGGAAGAUGAGCAGUACAGCGCAUAUGCCUCUGCCUCCGACUACGGUGGUUAUGGCAGUGACAGCGGAUACGGGUUGUCCUGCGCGUCGGGCUACGUCAACGCCUCCGCCGUGGCUCUGCUGGCCUUCCUCUUCCUCCUCAACAUCGUGCAGGACGUGAUCCAGCAGAUCACCGCCGGACGAAGGAAGCGCGACGCUGAGGAGGAGAGUGACGUCUUCGCCUUCGUGCACAACGGGGGCCUCGCCACGCUGAAGGAGGGGCUGCCGGAGGUCGUCCUUCCUCUCAUGGUGGACCUGAUGGAGGCCACGGAGGCCCCCCACUGCCUCCAGAGGCCGCUGUGCGAGGCCAACGCCCAGCUCUCGCUCCGCUACGGCGUGGUGGGGCGCUUGGUGGCCUCGCUGCUGUCUAACGUCAUGGGCAAAGCCUUCUCGUGGGAUGACAACAGGCGCUUCCACCUGGCCCUCGAAGCGGCGGCGGCAGGGCGAAGUGAGCACACCUGCGCCAAGUUCCCCAGGUGCUCCAAGGCCCACAAGUACUCGAGGGACGUCAACGGCGGAGGCGGGAACGGCACGCAGGAGCAGAAGGACGUCGGAGGACCCGUCGGGGAUACCCUGCGAGAUAUCCACUAUAACGGGGUCGACUGAGCGCGUCUCGUAAAAAUUUUGUACCGGCGGGCAUUAAUCCUUACUGUUUUGUUCAAUGUUUCUAUUUAUUCUUAAGAAUCUUCUCCAUAAAUGCUAGAUUCACUGACGAGUAAGUAUGUAAGAUAUCUAGUCAAAAGUGAUUAUUUAAUUCAUUUUCCUUUUCUUCAUUUUUAUUUACAUUCUAAUUUCGCUAAUAUUCUGGGGAUGGUCAUUAGUUUCCUGAAUCACCACUCCACGUAGCAGAUUGGGGCAUUAAUUAACUAUAAAUUAACGUAAAGUUUAACUUGAGUAAUAACCUCUCUCUUUUUUAUUAGACUUUUUCAAUUCGUCGUGAUUAAAUAAACAUUAUCGUAUUUUUCUCUCUCUCUCUCUCUUCUCUAUCUUAUUCCCUUUUUCUCGUUUCCUUCUCAGUUAUCAUCUCUUUCUCCUUCCCUUUUCUUUCAUCCAUUUCACUUCCGCGUGAUUUCCUAUCGCUCAUUUUUUGUUUCCUUGAUAGGUGUACAAAGUCUGUAUGUACUGUUCAAAUUUCCAACUUUUUCUUAAUUACUGUUAUGAUCUACUGAAUA